Pogoniulus pusillus (Red-fronted tinkerbird) is the source of this 9332-nucleotide messenger RNA. It is a transcript of the gene MYZAP, whose product is annotated as myocardial zonula adherens protein. Bases 263 to 2641 code for a protein of 792 amino acids. Gene Ontology annotation, molecular function: transcription elongation factor activity. Gene Ontology annotation, cellular component: nuclear envelope; intracellular anatomical structure; I band. The transcript is spliced from 15 exons. NCBI's taxonomy places the organism in Eukaryota, Metazoa, Chordata, Aves, Piciformes, Lybiidae. The record is from RefSeq and is a predicted model, not a curated record. Gene Ontology annotation, biological process: transcription elongation by RNA polymerase II; maintenance of ER location; intracellular signal transduction.
CAAGGGCAAGUUUCUCGUGGAGCAGCGUCCCGCAGAAGCUGAGCCCAGGGUCACCCCGCGAGAGGAAGUCGGGCGCUUCCGCGGCACUAGAGCCAGCGUGAGGCCGCAAGUUCCGCGGGAAGCUGAGCCGCACCGCCCGACCCCGCUCCCCAGCCCGCCCCCCGCGGGCAGCCCGGCCCCUGCGGCCGCCCGCGGCCAUGUGCGCGGGGGUGGAGCUGCGCUACCGGCCGGAGGAAGCCGCAGAGAGCGGCGGCCCGCGGGGAUGCUGCGCUUCAGCUCAGGGCUCACGGUCACCGCCACCACUCCCCGGAGGUCGGCCGGCGACAGCGGCCGCGCCCGGCGGAAGAUGAAUGUCUGCAGGUUACGCUUAACAGUACCACCUGAUGAAGGCUCACAGCCUGAACAGGGAGCAAAGGAACCUGAAAGAAACAAAAAUGAACUCUACCACAUACCAAAUGGUAUGGCUCCAGGGAAACUCUCCCAUGGGAUGGUGUAUGGCGUUGUGCACCGAACUGACAACAACCAUAAGAAAGAAAUGGUGGUUUAUGGCUGGUCAGCUGAUCAACUGAAAGAGGAAAUGAAUUACAUUAAGGAAGUGAGAGCAACUCUAGAAAAAGUAAGAAAGAAAAUGUAUGGUGAAUAUGAUGAAAUGAAAAGAAAAAUACAUCAACUUACAAAUGAACUGAAAGUGACAAAUGCUCAUCAGGAAUCCUUAGAGAAUCAUGUGCGAGUGCAGGCUGCAGCCUUAGAUAGCUUUAGUGAAAUGAACAGCUCCUUGACAUCAGCAUCAAUAGACUUGCAGAAAACUCUAGUGGAUGUUACGUUGGAGAACACUGAUAUAAGAGAACAAAUAAGGAAUUUAAAACAUACACAUGAGCAAUCUAUGGAAAAGCUGAGAGAGAAGCAAAAGCAACUGGAAACAGCACAAAUUGAAAAUCAGUUAUUGAAAUUAAAGGUGGAAUCAUCACAGGAAGCCAAUGCUGAAGUUAUGAGAGAGAUGACAAGAAAACUUUAUAGUCAGUAUGAGGAAAAAAUGCAAGAAGAAGAGCGAAAACACAAAGCUGAGAAAGAAAUUCUUCUAGAAGAAACUAAUCGGCUUCUGAAGGCUAUUGAAGAGGCAAAUAGGAAGAUGCAGAUUACGGAAACAAGUAUUCAGGAAAAAGACCAGAGAAUUGGUGAGCUGGACAGGCUGAUUGAACGCAUGGAACAGGAACGUCAUCAGCUGCAAAAGCAACUUGAACUAAAUGAAAUACAAAUAUCUGGAGCAAAAUCUGAAAACAGCUCUGACAGUGAGAGGUCACAGCAUUUGGAGGAAGUAGCUGCUAGUCUAAGAGAGCGAAUCAAACAUCUGGAUGAUAUGGUCCACUGCCAACAGAAAAAAGUCAAGCACAUGGUUGAGGAGAUCGAAAUGCUAAGGAAGAAAGUCAAAGAAAAGGAAUUAUUUAUAGUACAGCUUUUAGAAAAAAUCUCUUUCUUAGAAUGUGAGAAUAAAGAAUUACAGGAUAAAUUGGACUACUUAAUGGAAAACCAACCAAAGACCAAUGUAGAAACCAGAGACACUGGUGUAGAAUGUGAUCUUCCAUACAGGAAAUUCAUUUCUAGGCUUCCAGAUAAGGGUAAGAAGAUCUCUGAUUUCGCUGAAAAGCUGACAUUUGCCAUUUUACAAGAGGAAGAAUUAGCCAGGACAGCUGAACUCUUAUCUGCUGUCAGGUUGGAGUUUCAGGUGAAGCAGGAGGAGAUUAACACAAGUAAACGGCAAGUUAUCCUAACUGAGGACACACUAAGCCAUGAAGAUUCCUCACUCUUUAACAAAACCAAAACUGUUAAUAAAGUUUCUGAGAUUUCUUCCCAAAGGCAAGAUGCAGAACAUUCUCAGCUAGGUGCCUCGAUUACAGUUCUGGACAAUGAAAGGACCCAGAAGAAAAAUGACGAAGUGAAGACUGUUACAAAAGAUCAGACUCUUUCUUGUGAAGUCACUUCCAAGUCAGCCACAAACAGUCAUCUCAGGAAUGAUCAGCAGGUAUCUCAGAGUAAUGCAGAGGAUGGUACAGAAAGUACAGGUGCUUUGGACAACAAUAAAGAUGCGUUGGUUGAUGCCUUUCAAAAAGUUACAAUUGUAGAUGGGGAUCAUAGUGGAAAAGUAUUGGAAAAAGAGCAGAACGUGGCCACAUGUAAGGGCAAUGUCUUUGGAAGCCUGCACCCCAAGACACCACAUUACAUUGAAGUUCUAGAGUCUAGAGCCAAGAACCCGGUCAUAAAAAAAAACAAAUUUAAAACAAAUGUAUUAUCAGGAGAGCAAAGUGGAUCAUCACAUGGUUCCUCAUCUAGUCAGUCACCUGGGGGACGUGGCUCUACAUUUAAUGAAGAAAGGAGACUUAGAGAUAAGAAACAUUUGAAUGACAUCACAGCAGCUCGGCUGCCACCACUUCACCAUUCCCCUGCUAAGCUGUUAUCCAUAGAGGAAUCCAUAGCAAUUCAGAUACAGCAAAAAGAAGCUUAUGAGGAAAUGCAAGCCAAGCUUGCAGCACAAAAGCUUGCAGAGAGACUGAACAUAAAAAUGCUUAAGUUUGAACCAGAGGGGGAAGCCUCGAUGCAGUACAGAGAAGUGAGAGAUGAAGAUUAUUUUUCAGCAGAAGACUGAAUUGAAGAAGAGAUGUGUGAGGAUGAGCCAUGUAACUGAUCUUUGUGCAGUACUUUUUAAAAAACAAAUCUGAAUAUUGAGAGUGCUUGAUCUAGUAAUUUUUCUUAUUACAGCUCUAGGAAGGGUUCAGUGUAAACAUCAUAAAGAUAAGUGUUAUUAUGUGCUAACACGGGUGUUAGUUGGAGACUGCUUUUUGAGCACGUGGGGUGGUUCAUUAAUCUUUAUGGAAUGCCACUUGGUUUUCAGCUGCAGCUACUUGCAGGCUGAUGAUGAAUCAUCUACAAAAUAAAUUUUUUUCUGGACAGAAAUAGAUUACAAAGGGUAUUGGCACAAAUGUCCGUAGAGUAAGCUGAGCUGCCUGUGAACUGCUUGAUGUGCAAACACUGUUGUGCAUAAACAUGAGAUGAUACUUUUGUGCAUUGAAGAUUACCUUUCUUUGACUGUUUGGUGAAAAUACAUGCCCUAACAGUGACAGUAAAUAUGGGAUAUUUAGGCUGCAAGUUAGCUUCUUACCACACAUGGGAACUUGCUCCUGUGCCUGCACCUUAAAAUAACACUUUCUGCCUUUCUGUUGUGAACAGGCACGAAUUUCAAGUUACUUUGUAACUCAGGUUCUGUUUGGGCUUUAAGAUACUGUUUUAUUUUUGGUUAUUGCUGCAAAAUACAUCAAGAGAUAAACUUAUUUGAAGGUGUUAAUAUUUUUAUUAAAGAUUUUGGUGGUUUUCCAUAUUUUUGUACACUGUUUAAUACUUUGAAAUACUAUUUUUCAUAGUAUGAUACUGUAAAUAAGAGAUCCACCCUUGCAUUUUCUUGGAGAAAAUGUUCUCUCUAUAUAUUGAAGUUUAAGCUGUUAUUUUAAGAUAAAGUAUUUAUUACAAUAUUUUUUCUGCCUUUUAAUAUGAAUUUUGAAAGAUAAGGAACACACCUGGAAAGUAUGAGACAAUGAUAUUUCACUGUUGACUAGGAGAUGGCAACACCUGUUUUGGAGGCACUACAGCAGCAGUGUGUGCAGGGCUGCCUCUACAUGUGUACAUACAUGUUUCUGAAGGAAUGGUGUCUCUGGAAACUAAAGGUGGUCCAGGUGUGAGUUGCUAGAAAUGUUUUAUGAUAUCAUCUAGAAAUUGAGGGUGAAAGUCUGCCACUUGCCGAGUGCAUACAGCACUGCACUAGCAGGCAGUAACUCUUACAAAUGCUCCACAAGCUCUCCCAGGCAGUCCCAGUGUCACAGCCUAUACCCUGGCAAUGCAGAUGGGUGGAACUUUUGCUAAGCUAAUGUGAUCUUCUUUGACUAAGUCAUCUGUCAUGCCUCUUUUCUGUGCCUUUUUGUUUUAUGGGUUUCUCAUUGUUCAUUGGCUUCUUAUCAGCUGCCUGCUCUUCCCUUUCUGCAUGUCUUUGUCAUGGCUUUGUGGCUCUGUCACAGCUGUCCUCCUGCUGAGGCUUUCCUUGUUUCAGACUGUGCAGGUGUUUUCCAUUUCCAGGCCUUACACCUUUUCCUUAAUGCUUUUUCCUGGUUGGGUUUUGUCUUUUAUUUCUGUGGUUCUGCUUUAUCCUUGCAGCUGCUCACCACCGCUUGUCUUCAUCAGUGCUGGUUUUGGCACAUUUCCAGUCAUUCACAUUUGUCCCUCAGCAUCUGUGUUGAUGACCUAUCUUAUUCUCAGUUGUAUGUAUUUCUGCCUUCAACAUGUGAUUCUGACUCUACAGGAAUACCCUUCCCAUGUGGCUGCAGUUCAUCACUGCAGGUCACUAUUUUCCAUACUACCACCUGCUCAUCUUAGUGGAUCUUGUUAUCUGUCCUAGCAUUAUUUCAAUCUGUUGUACUGCUUAAAGACAAGAGGCCACAGAAAUGUACUGGCUUUCCCUUUGCCACUGCAUGAAGCUUCCAGGCCUGUUUGCAUUUCUCCACCUUGUCUCUGCUGGCUGUGCUGUUGCCUUUUAAGUUACCUGGUGUGUUUUUUCCAUUAUGUUUUUUCUUUGCAGUUCAGAAGCUUGCAAAAGAGAAUAAGAGGAUGAAUCAUGGAAUGGUUUAGUCAUACCGAAUUAAAUUGCUGACCAACUAUGAUACUGUUGUUGGUGUUUCACCAUUUCCAGUUCCAGAACAUUUCGAAACACACAUUAAGAUUUGAGGAGCUUACUCUUCUUUUUUUUUUUUCUUAAUGGACUGUUUUAUUGGAGUGGGCUUUUAACCCAUUAGAACAUAAAGAAUUGAUAACAUGCUUCUGAAAUUCCUCAUGUGAGUAAUGUUUUGUUUUGACCAAUAAAGUUUGGGGGAAAACAGAACCUUUUUACUUCAGUGCUCUGGAAGGAAAACACUGGAGGUGGUGUUAGGAAACAGUUGCUGUAUAGGGAAAGAAAACUUUUGGGAAUUCAAGUGGAUGAGAACAGAUCUGUAAGACCUAAAGCUGGGCAGUUGUGCAGGUCUGAAAGAUUGUACAGAGACAAAGCUUGAAUGGUGUGCUGCAGAUCUGAAAGAUCUAGGAUGAGGCAGAUAUCCGUGCAGCAGCAACUGUAGUCCCUUGGUUUUUGCAUUGUUAGAGGAAUACCUGAUUCACAGACUGCACAGGAGAAAAGCACUGUGGUAAGAGUUUCUGUCCACAGCUGUAGCCUUUCCUGAGCAGAGAACAUGAAAUCUGGUUUGCCAGUUGUAGUGAUAACAUCAUCUAGGGGAUUUAGCAGCCUAAAAAUUUAAGUAUUUGGGAAAUAACAUUUAAUAGAAGACCUGAAUGCUGCUGUAUUGAAUUAAUUUGGGGGGCUAGAAGAGUAACUAAGGAUAGAAAAGAGGCACAAACUCUCCUUGUUUUUCAGAGGUAGAUCUAGCUGACAGGUCACCAUUUUUGUUAGUAGUUUCCCUUCUGAUGGCUUGUGGACUGCUGCUGUUCUAAAGGGCCAGGCAAUCAUAAAAAAAAAGUAACUGCAAGUUCCUGUGUGAAGGAAAUGGGUCCUGCAAACUAAGAAUUUGGAAAUCAUGUCUCUGUGCUGUGGAAUUUCUGAACUCACCACAGGGAUGCAGUAUCGGGAGUCAGGGAAAAUAACAUCCAUGUGCUACAGACUGAUGAAUUGAAACUUGAGUGGGAAGCUGUGGUAAAAGCUUAAAUGCUUCUUGAGCAGCCCUGGACAGUAGUUUGGUGGUUUCCGUAUGGAACUCUUGGAGAUCUGACUGGCUGGUUGCUUUGUGCAGCUCCAUUGCAGAGCCAGUUUCCUACAUUCAGGAAGCUGACUGUCACUCAUUUGUGAGUUAGCAUUUUUUCACUGUGAGGGUGACAGAAUGCUGGAACAGGCUGCCCAGGAGGGUUGUGGAGUGUCCCUCUCUGGAGAUACUCAAAACCUGCCUGGAUGCAUUCCUCUGUGAUCUGAUACAGGUGAUCCUGCUGUGGCAGGUGGGUUGGACUGGAAGAUCUUUCAAGGUCCCUUCCAGCCCCUGACAUUCUGUGAUUCUGUGUGUACUGUGUUGGGUUUUGCCCCUGAAAAUCACCUGUACUUGGGCCCCUGUUCAGAACCUUUUUUUGGCCUAAUUUGAGUGGCAUGUGACUCAUCUGCCUUCAGCAAGAAGUAUCCUUGGGCCAGAACUGCAAUUAAUUCGUAGCCAUUUAUAUCAAAUGAAUGGCAUAAAGGGGGCAGGGAAUGGGAGUGUGGUGUUGGAAGAAUAUGUGCCAUACCCCAGGGACUCUGUUAGAAAAAGUGGCUUUCUUCUACUUUGUCAGCCUUGCUUCUUUUUCAGAGCAGUAUCAAAAAGAAAGUGAGAUUUUUGCAUAAUCUCUUCUAAGGACAGAUUUUUUCAAGGAGUAAGUCUUGAUGAUGCGAUCUUGUUCCAGGGAGGUGCUAACUGACUUUUCUUGAGUUUGGGGUUCAUGUUUUGUUGCAACUUAGGGGGACAUGUGUGAAGAUCACCUGUGAGAUUUCCUGGUUUUCUGAUGUUUGUUUUUAGGUUGUGAACUCCCACAUUCUAGGAGGGAAAGGGAAGUAGAAAACACAGCUGUGUGAAAACACUUAUUUUGCUGUGGUUUGUUUUUUUUUCUUUUCCAGUAAGCUGAUAAUUGUUUUUAAUUCUCAUAUUUCUACAGCACUUUAUCACUGCUGACAUUGUGGUAGGCAAAUGUUAGCUGAUUGUAGUCCAAACACAUUGACUUUCCAUGGAUUAAGAGUGCCUAACUCUUAUUUUGCUCUUUUGCAAAUACUUUGUUUUUCCACAUGUAUACAAAGCUCUAGAGACAUUUAGUCAUUUUUUGUUUUUUAAGGCAACUGUUUUGAUAAUUUGAUUAUUACGAUUUUAUUAAAUUGGCCUUUGAUUUGGUGAAGCAUGAAAGCAUGUAGUGGAGUCAAAGCUUGAUUCUCUGGGUUUUGUUUAAUCUCUGCGUGCAAGGGAAUUUGUGAGCAACACUUGUGAAAUAGUUACUGAAUGUGAGGAGACAACACAAAGAAGCACAGUGAAGUGUGUAUGGAAAGCAAACUGACUUUCCACUUGCUUGAAUGUUCAAACGAGGCAUUUCACUUUUAGUCAUCCAAAGAUGAGUGCCCAUGUCCUCUAGCAGGAAGUGUAAGUGAGAUUUCUUGACAGGGAAAUCUGCAAGAAUUUGUACAAAGUGACACUCUCAUUGCUUUCCUUUGAGGUUUGUUAUUGGAGACCAUAAUUGUGUCAUGUGCGAAUUGGCACAUCUCCACUGAAGUCAGGGGGCAGAUACAUGGGGCUGUAUUGUUUAAUGAACAUUAUUUGUAUUCCCUCCCUCUAUCCACACAGCUGGUAUUAAUGUAGUUGCUUAUUAGAUCAAGGCAAUGAUGUAAUAUGGCAAAGAGUUGCAGUCCAAGGUUUUGCCUGGGCUCUGAAGCUGAGCACUUGAUAAAAGAUAUUUUGUGCAUUUAUGAAGAGGAAGUUCAGUUGUAAUAUUUCUGUUCACGUUUUUCUUAUGUUGUGUUUUGUUGGUUUUUUUCCUAAAAAUGUUUUAUCAGUUGUUACUUGACGUUAGUAACAAAUAUGUUUAGUUUACUCAGAGAUUAGCCAGACAGUGGUGGAAAUACUGUAGCCCUGAUUAUGACAGCAUGUGAUCCCCUGCAGCCAUCUCUGCAUCGAAGCUAUCAUCUGCACUAUGCUCCCAGUGCAUGCAGCUUGCAUGUAACCUGUGCUGUAGUGAGCACAAAUUCUGUGACAAAACUUGAGAUUUGGCAAGAAGCUGUGGGAUUUUAGUGCAAACACAGAAUCACAGCUCUAUCUGUAGGUGCAGUGAUAUAAUUUGUAGAAGAUAUCAGUGAGGGAGACCGACUCUCAGCCAGGCUGAAUGCUUAGCUUUAGGGUUUUGCCUAGAUACAGUAGUUAUGCUUUCCCAAACUGACAGUGUAGGGGUAGAAGUAAAUUACAUAAUCAAGAAGAUUUACAUUUCCAAGUCAUGUAGACCAUUAUUCCUCCAAGGUGUUCAUCUCACUGAUUGAUUAGAUUGAUUAGAACUAAAAUGGGUAACAUCCCUCACCAACUAACCGGUUGUUAGUACUCAGGUACUAACAUGAAGUAGCAUCAGCAGGAUAUUUUCCAGCCACCUUUUAUUACUUUCAUUUAUAUUGAAUUAGCAUUGGUUUUCUUCUGCUUUCUUACAGAUCUUUAAAAAUAAAUCUUCUGGUAUUUGCAAAAAACUAAUUUGGUUUGGGCAACUACUUGUAUUUGAAUGUAGGAAAUCUUCAGAGGCUGUUGCAAUAAGCUCUUUCUGUUUGAGUCACUGUUAUGAGUGGCCUGUGUUACCUCCUGGUUACUAUAAAAGUCUCGAUGUAAUUGUGGUUUCCAGAGUUACAGAGCCAUCAAUUCAAUUUCUAAUUAUGUGUGAAAUUACUUUGUCAUUGGCUUUCCUCCUCCUUUUUGCUGAAGGGAAAAAAAAAACAAACGAACAACACAGAUUCACAGAGUCUUUGUUAUAUGUAAUAUUUCAUUUACUGUGGCCCAAGUUGUUUCAUAUUGGUUAAAAGUUUUUAUUCCCUGAUUUCACAUGUGUUUCUCUGAGCUGCUGCUUUAAAUUGGCAUUGUGCUGAUUAUAGUACUGCCUAAAUGAUAGCUGAUGAUAAAUAUUAUCCUUGCACAGACAUUGGGCAUCAUCAUGUGUCAUGUCUGCAGACUGGUUUUUCGCCUGCACAGCAGAUUUUUGUGGCUGUGAGCCAGGAAUUUUAAUGAAAGAAAACAUCAAAGAUGCAGAAGAAAUGAGAAUAUUAGUCAAGGAAGAUACACAGUGAUGCUCUCUGAUAACCCCUGGUAAUUGACAUUAGAACUAUGUGGGAGCAACUUAAAUAAACAUCUGGACACUGAGUUUAGACAUUUCCAGUGACAAAACCCAGACAGAUCUUCUGGACUUGCAAUAAUAAAUAUUUCAGUGCAGUCCACAUGAAUCAACUUAGAAUUCUGUUUUCAAUUAUUCUAGUUUUAUAAAUAUAUCAAUGUUAAUUAUUCAGGGAUAGAGUUUCUUUUGAAGAUUAAGGAAUUUGAUGUUUGCUUCAUUCACAUAAAGUUCCAUUUUUUAUUUAUAUAAAAUGUACUUCUGUUUGCACAAAAACAAUAGUGCAAGCUUGCCAAGAGCUAUUAAAGCAGAAUGCAACUGAACUUUUCCUGGGGUGGAAGGACCUUUUCUAAAAACCCUGGCAGUGCACUGUAAUUCAUUCCAGCUAUAGUAACCACAUAAACUGUGCUGAAAAUAAAAUUAUAAAUAAACAUUUUUAAAUGUUA